Messenger RNA from Coregonus clupeaformis (lake whitefish), 1892 nucleotides. Its product is annotated as dual specificity protein kinase CLK2-like. The record is from RefSeq and is a predicted model, not a curated record. Gene Ontology annotation, molecular function: protein tyrosine kinase activity; ATP binding. Gene Ontology annotation, cellular component: nucleus. Gene Ontology annotation, biological process: regulation of RNA splicing; protein phosphorylation. Lineage: Eukaryota; Metazoa; Chordata; Actinopteri; Salmoniformes; Salmonidae. Bases 421 to 1578 code for a protein of 385 amino acids. The transcript is spliced from 11 exons.
UCUCUCCCUCUCCUCCCCCUUCCCUAUCUACUUUCUCCUUCUCUGUCUGUCUCUUUGCUUCUCUGUUCCGUCUGUAUCGUUCCAUCUAAUCUGUCUUUCUCAUCUUGUUUCAUUUGUAUUUUACUCUCUUAACUUUGUCUCUUCUCUGCUACUGUCUUCUUCUUUUUGCUGUUUUGUAUUCCCUCAGUUUACUUUAGUCUAUUCUGUCUCACUCUCUUAGUAUUAGUUCUGUCUUUCUCUGCACUCCUUUUUGUUCUGUCAUUAGUUCCUGUCUCCUCUCUUCUGUUAUCUCUCCUUUUCCUGUUUCACUGUUUGUGGACUUUGUCCUUCCUUCUUUGCUGUCUUCUUUACCUACCCUGUAUCUUCCUCUCCCCUCUUUUUCCCAUAUCUUCUUAAUUAUCUCUCUCUCUGUUCUGAGUUAUGGGGAAGACAGAGUUGUAUUCUGUAUAUAAGAGCUUUCUGGACUGUAUCUGCCUCUCUCGGAGCAGCAGUGAGGGGCCAGGGAAGAACGAGAAUGCCCCUGACGAUGGUCACCUGGCCUUCCAGAAUGGAGACGUUCUACAAGAGAGAUAUGAGAUUAUCAGUACGUUGGGAGAGGGCACCUUUGGGAAGGUGGUGCGGUGUGUGGACCGGCGCAGGGCUGGGGAACGUGUAGCUCUGAAGAUCAUUAAGAACAUGGAGAAGUACAGACAAGCUGCUAAACUGGAGAUCAAUGUCCUGGAGAAAAUCAACGAGAAAGACCCACACAACCAACAUCAGUGUGUUCAGAUGCUGGACUGGUUUGACUACCAUGGUCAUGUGUGUAUCGCCAUGGAGCUGCUAGCCCUUAGCACUUUCGACUUCCUGAAGGAGAACAACUUCCUGCCGUACUCUAUGGAUCACAUUCGCCAGAUGGCCUACCAGAUCUGCCUCGCCGCCAACUUUCUCCAUGUCAACAAGCUGACCCACACUGACCUCAAACCUGAGAACAUCCUGUUUGUCAACUCUGACUACACCAUCACUUACAACGCUGAGAAGAAGCGGGAUGAGAGGAAGGUGAAGGAUACAACAGUGAGGCUGGUGGAUUUUGGCAGCGCCACGUUUGACCACGAACACCACAGUACCGUCAUAUCUACACGCCACUACCGUGCUCCUGAAGUUAUUCUGGAGCUGGGCUGGAGUCAUCCAUGUGAUGUCUGGAGUAUCGGCUGCAUCCUGUUUGAGUACUAUGAAGGCUUCACCCUAUAUCAGACCCAUGACAACCAGGAGCACCUGGCCAUGAUGGAGAGAGUACAGGGACCUCUCCCCUCUACAAUGAUCUGCAAGACCAGGAAGCAGAAUUAUUUUCACCACAGGCGUCUGGACUGGAACGAUAACUCCAAGGCAGGACAAUAUAUCAAAGACCACAUUAAACCUCUAUGGAGAUACCGGUUAUCGGAAGCGAAGGAGCAUCAUCAGUUCUUUGACCUGUUGGAGAAGAUGCUGGAGUACGAGCCCUCCAAACGCCUCUCUCUCUCCUCCGCCCUCCAUCAUCCCUUCUUCCUACCACUCCGUAGGGGUAGCAAGGCCUGGGAGAGCACCCGGAACAUCUGCCCAUGACCCCUGACCUCUAACCCUUGACAUGGAUGUGAGGAAGGACAGCCCUACCAUGGCAUGCAAUGUGCCGUUGUAAUGUGUCAGGAAGUCGUGCUUUGUGACAAAUUAGGUGUGCGGAACCCCUGUGCAUUAUGGGGGAAAUACGCUAAUCUGACCUCAGUGUCUGGGGCAACUUUAUCCUUCUCCACCCUUUACAUAACUACCUGAAAUGGAGAGAGUGUCUGUCACUUCCCUUUAGGGUUUGAUUCAGUGGAGGCUGCUCAGGGGAGGACAGGCUCAUAAUAAUGUCUGGAACGGAGCAAAUGGAAUGGCAUCAA